This is a messenger RNA of Saccharomyces eubayanus, 1185 nucleotides long. It is a transcript of the gene GAB1, whose product is annotated as GPI-anchor transamidase subunit GAB1. NCBI's taxonomy places the organism in Eukaryota, Fungi, Ascomycota, Saccharomycetes, Saccharomycetales, Saccharomycetaceae. The transcript has a single exon. Gene Ontology annotation, biological process: attachment of GPI anchor to protein; protein localization to cell surface. The coding region runs from base 1 to 1185 and encodes 394 amino acids. The record is from RefSeq and is a predicted model, not a curated record. Gene Ontology annotation, cellular component: GPI-anchor transamidase complex; membrane.
AUGGUUUCCACAGAGUUCAAAGUGGCCCUAGGCUGCAUAGCAACUCGUUUGGCUGUAAUGUGCCUUUUUCCCUCUUUGCAGCAACAAUUGGACAAAUCUGUAGAAUUUUCAACGCCAGUAACUUCAUUUAGGUCGUUACAAGAAGGUAUAUAUCUAUUGCGGAAUAACAUUCAAGUGUAUAACCACGGAGUGGUCCAUCAUCCCCCCAUUCUAGUUUUAUUCCUCUCUCUUUUCGACUCCGACAAAUUAAUCUCUAUCAUAUACGCUUCACUUGAUGGGUUGAUUGCGUAUCAGUUGACGAAGAUGACAAAGGUUUUUAAGAAUCUAAAAGUACAAAGCUGGCUACCAGGUCUUCUCUAUGCCGUAAAUCCCUUGGUUUUAUUGUCCUGCGUCAGCCGUUCAUCAAUCAUAUUCACAAAUUUCGCCAUUUCUUCGUCAUUAUAUUGCAUAUUAACCGAAGGCAAUGUCAUUCUAUCCUCGGUUAUGAUAUCUGUUGCGGGAUACUUGUCAUUUUACCCUCUUCUACUUUUGAUUCCGCUAUUGGGUAUGCUCAAGAGCUGGAGACAAAGAAUGUUCUCCGUCAUCGUUUCCAUAUUAUCUUUACUAAUUCUGCUAUUGUUUAGCUAUAAUAUGCUAGGUGGAGAAAGUUGGUCAUUUUUGACACAAGUUUAUGGAUCUAUAAUAAGUUUUCAAAAGGUUUUCCCCAACCUGGGUUUAUGGUGGUACUUUUUCAUUGAAAUGUUUGACACUUUCAUACCGUUUUUCAAAGCUGUGUUCAAUAUCUUCAUAGCAGCUUUCAUAACACCAUUUACUUUACGCUACCAUAAGCAGCCAUUCUACGCAUUUAUUUUAUGUAUCGGAUGGAUUGUUUUAACUAAGCCAUAUCCAUCCCUCGGUGAUGCUGGGUUUUUCUUCAGUUUCUUACCUUUUUUUACUCCAUUAUUCGGUUAUUUAAGGUACCCAAUCAUAUCAGCAUUAUUGUUUCUACACGCUAUUGUAUUAGCUCCAAUUUUCUAUCACCUAUGGGUUGUUUUAGGUUCAGGAAAUAGCAAUUUUUUCUAUGCAAUUUCCCUAGUAUAUGCUCUGGCUUUAGCGUCUAUCUUGGUUGAUUUGAACUGGGCAAUGUUGAGAAUUGAAUAUGAUAAUGGUGUACCAAAUUUCAAACUAAAAGUAACACAAAUUUAA